CAAAGAUGGAGAACAUAAAUGUCCGGAGCACCGAGGUUGAAAAUGUUUGCCCCGCGACAGUGUUACAAAGAAUCCCUGUCAUAAUUAACAAAAUACUGGAAACUCUUCCGAUGAAGUCACUGCACGCCUGUGCAAGAGUCUGUCGAACCUGGAAUGAAAUUGUGAAAAAGAUAAAGCAGACAAGAACAAGUCUACAUUGGCUCUGUGUCCAGGGUGAAGAUGAAGAAAACCAAAAGGAUCACAACAUUGUAGAAGAUCUCACAAUGUCAUUUCAGAAGUUGACUUCAGAGCCUGCACAUGUUUUUGUCUUCUGUACUUCAUCAUUGUUUGAGGAGUCUUUAUAUGUACCGUCAAAGAGUCAGAGUAGAAGACCCAGGCUAUGCAAAAGUCAAUCGUAUGAUGUGGAAAGCUUCAUUACAUCCCUUUUGCCCAGUUCCUGCAAGUGCUACUCAGUGGCAGCUGAUGGAAUUAUUGGAAGUAGUGUAAAUAAAACAGUAGAAAUUGAACAUUCAGUGAUGGCAAUGACUUAUUUGGCCAUUCCAAGGUUACCAGGUGUUGAAAUUUAUGAUUUCUUCAUAGACCUUAAUAAACAUAUUCCCCCCAUGACUCCAGAAAUUCCUGACCUAUUUAAUGUGGAAGAAGUGACGACUGUACCAUAUGACCAGGAGGUGAAGGCCAUCCUGUUUUUCUCUGACCUUCACUUCUGUCCUCAAGAGAUUCAGUUGGGACUGCUGGACUAUUAUAAUGGCUGUCCUGUGGUUGGGGGAUAUGUGGACCAUAUUGUGACACCCCUCUCAGAAUGUGGACUAGAUGAGUCGUCAGAUUCACAGGUUCGAUGUAUUGCCUUAUGUGGACCAAAUGUACAGGUGGCCUCUGUUGUUGUCAAGGAAGACACAGAUAGUGAAAAGGAAAUAGAAAAAGAACUUCUGAAACUGAAGGCUUGCAAUCUGCCCACAGAGAAAAGCUUUGCUUUUAUGUUUGCAUGCCUAGGCAGAGGAAAAUCAUAUCACCAUGGCAAAGAAAACGUGGAAUCCUCUAUAUUUAGGAAGAUAUUUCCACAGACACCGUUGUUUGGAUUCUUUGGGAAUGGUGAAAUUGGCAUGAAUUAUCUUCAUCCGUAUGAUUCUAUGGAAAAUGGUUUUAAGUCAAAGAAGACGAAGACAAGUCGUCACCAUCCCAAACUGUCUCACGCUUAUACCUCAAUAUUUCUCUUAGUUUCUAUCACCUCUUGUUAAUUUAAUAAAGUCAAUGUAAUGUAUAGAAAAGGCUUUAUUAGAUAUUAUUUCUUUCAAUAAGAAAUGUAUAUAAACAAUACCCUAAUAUUUAGAUUAGGCAUGGAGCAAUCAUUCUUACAUGAAUAUAUA
Messenger RNA from Saccostrea echinata, 1364 nucleotides. Its product is annotated as F-box only protein 22-like. The record is from RefSeq and is a predicted model, not a curated record. Gene Ontology annotation, biological process: positive regulation of proteasomal ubiquitin-dependent protein catabolic process; protein polyubiquitination. Gene Ontology annotation, molecular function: protein binding. The transcript has 5 exons. The coding region runs from base 6 to 1235 and encodes 409 amino acids. Lineage: Eukaryota; Metazoa; Mollusca; Bivalvia; Ostreida; Ostreidae.